AUGGAUCCUACUUUAAAGCGUAGCUCCCUAGUGUGUCUACCUAAACACCAGUCAAAUAAACCCGAAAAGCGUAUUAAAUACUUACCACAGAACAGGUUUGGAUGGUACCGAGUGCAUGUCUACAGGCGCUUUGUAAGCAAGAAGAAAAUUAUCUCGCAUACUUUGUUAAACGAACUGAAAGACCUAUGCCAUACAAAUAAUAUCAGGUGGAAUCCCUACUAUUUGGAAGAGGGCGAUGAACAAGAUGUGACGAAUAAUACCGUUCCCUCAUGCACAUUCUAUGUAAAUGAUUAUAGUCUGGCGAAGGCGCUGCAACGAAUGAACGUACCACCAAAAUGCUUGCUGCGGAUAGCCGUUACCAACAAACUGCCGCAGGUGCGUGUAGAUCCAAAUUUUUGGGAAAAAUUAUGCCUGGCGAUACGUAAACGCUAUAAACCGAGCGAAGAGAGCCUCGAUCUAUACGGUUUCUAUAAGGAUGAUAUGUGGAUGGAGGAAUUCUGUUCCUUGGAUCAGAAGAAUUGCAUGUCAGCAGCUAUAAGAGUGAUGGAGCUCUGCAUGCCAAAUUUACGCAGUCUGAUUCUAGACAACAACUGCCUUACAGACUUGUCAGCCUUUCGAGGGAUUGAAAUCCGGCUACCGAAACUAGUUUUUAUCUCCCUGGCAAACAACGAUCUAAGAAAUGUGGAAACAUUCCAAGUCUUUAACAAUCUAUACACAACUCAGAUAGAUGUGUCUAAUAAUCCUAUUGACUCGCCCUUCAAACGACGACAACUGCUGAAACUUUUACCCAAACUUAUAUUACUCGAUAACAAACACUUGCGAGUAAGAAGUCCUCCAAAAAUGAAGUUUAUGUUAACAUUAGAUGAAACUGCACUGAAACAUGUAGAGGAGCAGGUAUCCGAACCAGUACCAGAAGAGAUACCAAAUCAGGUGCCAGAAUCUGAGGAGGAACUGGAAAUGGGUUCGAAAAUGGAACUAGAAGAACCGUCUGAAGAGGAGCAAUCAACGACAGGGCAACAUCUUGUGAUACCAAAUCGGGUAUCGAAGUUUAAACCGGAACUGGAUGUAAUACCCGAAAUUGAACUUGAAAAUGUACCCGCUGUAGAAAAGGAUAUCCCAAAACGGGUACCGAAUUCUAAGGAGGAGCCGACUGAAAAGAAACAACCGAAGGCACGAGAAUAUGUAGAGAAAGAGAGUCCAAAAGAGGUAACGAAAUGUGAAGAGGAACUGAAUUUGAUAUCUAAAACUGAACUUGACAAUGAACCGACUGAAAAUAGACAACCAAAGUCCCGGAAACAUGUAGAGAAAGAGAUCCCAAAACAGCUACCAAAUUAUAAGGCGGAACCGAAUCCGAUAUCUAAAAAUGAACUUAAAAAUGCAGCGACCGAAAAGAAGCAACCAAAGACACGAGAACAAGUAGAGAAAGAGAUCCCAAAACAAGUUACUAAAUCUAAGGAGGAACUGGUUCUGAUAUCUAAAAAUGAACUUAAAAAUGUACCAACUGAAAACGAGCAACCAAAGACACAGGAACAUGUAGAGAAAGAGAGCCCAAAACAAGUUCCUAAAUCUAAGGAGGAACUGGUUCUGAUAUCUAAAAAUGAACUUAAAAAUGUACCAACUGAAAACGAGCAACCAAAGACACAGGAACAUGUAAAGAAAGAGAUCCAAAAAGAGGUACCCAAAUCUAAGGAGGAACUGAAUCUGAUAUCUAAAAAUGAACUUAAAAGUGUACCAACUGAAAAUGAGCAAACAAAGACACGGGAACAAGUGGAGAAAGAGAUCCCAAAACAGGUACCUAAAUCUAAGGAGGAACUAAAUCUGAUAUCUAAAAUUGAACUUGAAAGUGUACCAACUGAAAAUGAGCAAACAAAGACACGGGAACAAGUGGAGAAAGAGAUCCCAAAACAGGUACCUAAAUCUAAGGAGGAACUGAAUCUGAUAUCUAAAAUUGAGCUUGAAAAUUUACCGACUGAGAGGAAUCAACUAAAGACAUUGGAUAUUGUUUUAAAAUCGACCCUGAUACCCACAUCAGCAAAGAAAUCGAAUGUGGUACCAGAGGUAAAUUCCGUACAGCAAUAUAAGCUGCUUAGAAGGGAAUCAGCGAAUACUGGCUACGACGAUUUACAGCGAUUCCUUAAUUCAUAUAUAAAAACUUACGAUUUCGACCGACAGAGAUCAGGACUCAAAUGGUUUUACCAGGAGACAGCCUUGAUUUCGUUCACCAAGUCCCAAUAUGAUUUCGCUAUCUGUCUCGAUUCGCUCGCAGACCAGGAUAACAAAUAUUUCAGUCGAUAUAAAGACGGCAUUAAGAUAGAAAACCGCGAUUCCGCUCUUGCCCAUUUCGCUUCCUUGCCGAAGUCACAACAUCUGCUGCCGACGAUCGUUGUCGACCUGAUGAUGAUGCAACCUGAUCGAGUUUUCUUUACCAUCAGUGGUUUUCUUAAGGACCUAACUGAUGGGUCAAUUGAGCCACCCCCAAUGCGUUAUUUUAUACGCAGCUUCAUCCUGACUCCUAUGCCUGACACACCCCUCGAAUACGACUUUCGCAUCUCCUCCGAAAUCAUAUAUAUAUGCGACGCAAGUCCUGAACAAUUAAAAGCGGGCGUGGUUCCAGCCCUUCACUCUCAAAGCGACUUUAUGAGCAAUAUCGUUGAACGUUUAUUGCCCGACAUAGUUGGGUCCCGAAGACUUCAACAAGCUGACUUGAUCGUCCGGUUAUCAAAGCAUACGAAUCUAAAAUGGGAGUGGAGCCAUAUGUGCCUUAUCGAGUGCCAUUGGGAUUUUUCAUUGUCAUUAAAGAUAGUCCGAAAAAUGCAAGGGCAUAAUUUAAUACCCAAAAAAGCGUUUCUUCAAGAACCAGGCGAGAAAAAAUAUAAUUAUUUUGGUGUUACUGCUUGUAAUUUAUAAGUUAUCUUGUUGUAGAUUAUUGUAUUAAAUAAAAAUACAUUUGCUUUGGUUUUUUGAUGACGAUA
Messenger RNA from Drosophila innubila, 2972 nucleotides. RefSeq names its product nuclear RNA export factor 1-like. The record is from RefSeq and is a predicted model, not a curated record. Gene Ontology annotation, cellular component: nucleus. Gene Ontology annotation, molecular function: protein binding; RNA binding. The transcript has 3 exons. Gene Ontology annotation, biological process: poly(A)+ mRNA export from nucleus. Lineage: Eukaryota; Metazoa; Arthropoda; Insecta; Diptera; Drosophilidae. The coding region runs from base 1 to 2907 and encodes 968 amino acids.